Messenger RNA from Talaromyces rugulosus, 1266 nucleotides. RefSeq lists its product as uncharacterized. The transcript has 2 exons. Bases 1 to 1266 code for a protein of 421 amino acids. Gene Ontology annotation, molecular function: FAD binding. NCBI's taxonomy places the organism in Eukaryota, Fungi, Ascomycota, Eurotiomycetes, Eurotiales, Trichocomaceae. The record is from RefSeq and is a predicted model, not a curated record. Gene Ontology annotation, biological process: secondary metabolite biosynthetic process.
AUGUCUUCUCCAAUCCGGAUUGCUAUAUCUGGUGGCGGCCUAGCGGGUGCGUCCCUCCUCUAUGCGCUCCUCCCCCAUGCGCACCUCGACGUGCACAUCUUCGAAUCGGCUGCGGCAUUCAAAGAAGCCGGGAUGGCCAUCGGACUCGCUCGAAACGCGCUCGCUGCUUUGGAUCUCAUCGGCCCGUCAGCGGCGGAAUGUCUCAACCGUGCUGGUGCUGUUCCUAUGCGAGGAGUCCGAUUCAUGCUGGCACAAGGCGACAACGCAGGUAACACGAUUGACGAAACCGAAGACGGACAACGCGUUACUAGCAUUGUUCACCGUGCUGCUCUUCUGCGAGAAUUUCUGGUCAAUGUUCCCCCAGAUCGCAUGCAUGCUUCUAGGAACCUUGACCACUUCGACCGGAACAGCGAUGGCUCUCUCACGCUUCACUUUACUGACGGGACUACGCACGAAUGUGACAUCCUCGUUGGCGCUGAUGGCAUCCGCAGCACCGUUCGGAAGUUGAUCCUUGGUGAAGAUGACCCUGCGGCCUCUCCCAGGAACACCGGCGCGUGGUGCGUCAUGGCCCUGAAACCGUACGCAGAAGCUCAAACUAGCAUCGGCAAUGGCCCUGUCAACAUUGAGGACGCCCGUGAGUAUAUGUGGAUUGGCAAUGGGACUUACCUAUUGCACAACCUAUUAAAUCAGGGCCAGUUAGUGCAAGUUGUCAUUGCUUCGCACGAAAAGGAUGCAGAGUCGUCGGACUGCUGGCAUCGGACCGUUAGCGCUGACGAGAUCAAGAAGCUCUACCAGGGUUGGCCGUCGCAUCUGUAUAAGGCAGUAGAUGAGCUGUUUUGUAAGCAGCCGGAACAACCUGGCAUGUAUCUCUGGGAGCAUCCACCGGCCAGAACCUACGUAUCCGGAUCCAUCUGCAUCAUGGGCGACGCUGCGCAUGCCACGACCCCUUGGCAGGGCUCUGGUGGAGGCAUGUCCAUCGAAGACAGUUUAAUUCUUUCCACGUUACUCGGCCGCGCCAAAACCGCUGCUGAGGCACAGACCGCUUUAAAGGUGUACGACCACGUCCGCCGCCCGCGCACGCAGCGCAUCGUUGAAUCCAGCAGAGAAAUGGGGCUGAUCGUCUCUGGUUUGAAAGAGGAGAUGGGAUUGAACUUGGAGAAAUUGAGCGAGGAGCUGUUGCCGAGGUGGGAUUUCAUUAUAGAUUUUGAUAUUGAGAAGCACCGUGAUGAGGCGGUAGAGAUGAUGGAGCGCGAGUUCAAGUCUUAG